ACAAAGCAUGCAUUUGCAUUAGCGGAGCUGGUUUCACCUCCACCACCGCCACCACCACCACCACAGGAGAACGACGGGAUUAACGAGGACAGAGCUGAGAGACCCGGGGGACUUCCUGUAGACCCGAGACCCGAGAAGGGACGGAUAUAUGAUGAGUAGUUCAGAGACCGUGUAGACUCCACCUGUGCUGCUGUGUGUUUGUAGCGACAACGACGCCGGGACUGAGUGUAUUUUCUGCACAGAGACUUCUGCGUUUGUCCCAUCGUCAACAAGAUGCAUAUGAAUAGCUUAAUAAAUCAAUGGACGGACAUCCCCAGGAUGUGUGACGUGGACGUUUCCCCGGAGCCCACCAGUCCCACCCUGUACGGUGAGUCCUCGGACAAGUAUUACCAUGUGGACCGCUGGCAGAAGCUCCGCACUGCCGUCCGCAAGCUGGAGUUCUGGGAGAACUUUGACUCCGAGCUCAUCGGGAGUGGCUUCUUCUCCAAAGUCUACAAGGUGAUGCACAGCACCAGUCGCAAGGUGACGGUGGUGAAGAUCUACAAAAACGACGUGGACCAAGACAGCAUUGUGCGGGAGAUCAGCCUGCUGCAGAAGCUCUCCCACCCCAACAUCGUCAGAUAUCUGGGAAUCUGUGUCAAAGAAGACAAACUUUAUCCAAUCUUAGAGUAUGUAAAUGGUGGCUGUCUGGAGGAGCUCCUGGCCAGGAAAGAUGUUCCCCUGUGCUGGAGAGAGAAGGUGGACCUGGCCUGUGAUAUAAGCAGAGGAAUGAUCUACCUGCACUACAAGAACAUUUACCACAGAGACCUCAACUCCAAGAACUGCCUGAUCCGGGUGACGUCUCGGGGUCGAGAGGCCCUGGUCACUGACUUCGGCCUGGCCAGGGAAGUGGUGGAGCUGCCGGUCAAAGACCCCGGCAGGAAGCUGUCACUGGUGGGCUCGGCCUUCUGGAUGGCCCCUGAGAUGCUCCGAGGAGAGCCUUACGACCGCAAGGUGGAUGUUUUCUCUUUCGGCAUCGUGCUCUGUGAAAUCCUGGCCCGGAUCCCUGCCGACCCAGAGAUACUACCCAGGACACAGAACUAUGGGCUGGAUGUGAAUGCGUUCAGGGAGCUGGUGAACGACUGUCCUCAGAGUCUCCUGGAGUUAGCAGCCAGCUGCUGUAUGGUGGAGUCCUUCAGGCGGCCAGCGUUCACAGAGCUCCUGGACGAGUUGGGAGAAGUCGCUGAAAGUCUGGAGCCGCCGCCGAAACCCGAUGAUACCUCGAGCUGAGUGGUUUGCCUCGGAAACCCCCCCCACCCCUCCAGAGGCAGGUGGUAUCCGAGUGUCCGGGAGUACUUGGUCUCUGUCUGGGACAGGAAGCUGAACUUUGACCCCAAAGCCCUCAGUGGCAUCACUCUCCUCUACUGCACCCAAACACGACCACAGCUGAACUCGUCUACACCGAGGGAGGUGCAGAUAUGCUAGAUGUGUUUUUUGGAGAGGAGUGGAAGGUCUACUGGCUUCUCGUGGACUCUUUGCUUUGACAUUUUGUGUACAGAUGAUUUGUAGUUAGACUGCAGGAUGGAAUGUACAGUUAUCUGUGUUUUGUUUUUUUUGGCAGCAUGUCUACUCGACCUAAAGCGUCUUACCAUCUCUUCCUUCUGUUUUGUCUGUGAGGUUUGUCUGUCAUAGACGACACAGAUGAUCAAAUCUGUCGAUGUGUUUUCUGCCUCUUAUAUCUGCUCUUAAAGAAACACACCAGUGGACAUCACUUCAUAUAAAACAGGAAACAAGAGAUACGUCUUGUAGACUUUACAGAGUUGAACUGAAAUUUACAGAAACAGUUGAGGUUCACAAAUCAUGCUCACAGUCAUUUACUAUAUAUAAUUAUAUAAUAAAAAAAUGUCUUGACUGACACUGAAAACCUACCUUAAACAUAUCAGUUUUUCAGGAAAGAAGGAAAAAAUCUUUACGGCCUUUACUUUGUAUUUUUGAGAUGUUAAAUGACUAUUCACGCUUUGUCAUAUUUUGACGUCGUUGCUUUGAACCAAUCAUGUGCGUGUAAAUAUUUUAAGCUUCUUUUUUUUUUUUGCUCCCAACUUUUAAAAUCCUGCCACCUUUCUUUGGAUUUAAAGGGUCCACAUUCCUUUAAGUUUACCAGUAUAUACUAUUUUUGGGUAUUUGUUGUGUAUCGGUGACUUUUCAGGCAGCUUAUUGAACUAAUUCCACAAUUUUAGUUAGUUCUAAAAGUUCGGAGAGUUUCAGGUGUCUUGCACAUAAACACAUAACUAUGAUAAAACAGUGAAAAAAUAUAAAAAAACAACACGGAAAUACUGGCGAAACAGGGAAACCGCAGCAGGCUUAUGAAUACAGAAACAAAAGUCACCACAGUGAGAAGAAAUAAAAAUAAUUUAGAACUUAUUUUAAGGAAGAUCAUCAGCUCAGAUGAGGAUAAAUAUUCAUAUGCAUUCUGAAGUCGCUGCUUCACUUUUCACAUUCCUUCAUUGAACACUAUGGAAACAUUUUUCUUUAAAUCUCCCUAAAUAUAAAUAAAAUUUCAGUCCCCUUUCAUAUCAGUACCUGUGUGUCAUUUGUUGUGAGACAUUUUUCUUUUUUACACUGAACUCAAUUAAACAGUAUUAAAAUCACAGGAGCUGCUGAACAGGAGCUCCAAUUAAUGAAAGGACUCAUAGGUAUAUUGUCCACACAUACUUUUUAGCGUUUUUCACAGUAAAUUCUGCCUUGUAAAAGAAGUAACUUUUUCUGGCAUUAGGGAUUACAAGUUGUAAAGAUUUAGAAGUAUAAAUUAACAUUGUUUAAAGGUGCAACGUGUAAUCACUGGCAAACCUGCUCCAAACAACAGUGGGCAGCAUUUCCCCUCUACUACUCCAUACAAUCUAAUUUUAGAGUCAUCCGUAAUAAAAAAAAAGAACAACUACAAACUAACAGCAGGGUAAGAAAACGCAAAAAAUCUAUCAAACUACUG
Molecule: messenger RNA, 2965 nt
Organism: Anoplopoma fimbria (sablefish)
Lineage: Eukaryota; Metazoa; Chordata; Actinopteri; Perciformes; Anoplopomatidae
Product: dual specificity testis-specific protein kinase 1-like
Exons: 10
Coding region: 274-1269 (331 amino acids)
Biological process (GO): actin cytoskeleton organization; protein phosphorylation
Cellular component (GO): nucleus; cytoplasm
Molecular function (GO): ATP binding; protein serine/threonine kinase activity
Source: RefSeq, a predicted model, not a curated record